Messenger RNA from Penicillium maclennaniae, 1983 nucleotides. RefSeq names its product putative serine palmitoyltransferase 2 (gene lcb2). Gene Ontology annotation, biological process: sphingosine biosynthetic process; ceramide biosynthetic process. Gene Ontology annotation, cellular component: serine palmitoyltransferase complex. Lineage: Eukaryota; Fungi; Ascomycota; Eurotiomycetes; Eurotiales; Aspergillaceae. The record is from RefSeq and is a predicted model, not a curated record. The transcript is spliced from 2 exons. Gene Ontology annotation, molecular function: serine C-palmitoyltransferase activity; pyridoxal phosphate binding. The coding region runs from base 1 to 1983 and encodes 660 amino acids.
AUGCCUCGUCGGUUUAGCAACAACUCCUCCAACGACACCUCUUCCAACUCUCCGUCCUUUUCACCCUCUUCGGGAAAGGGCGGUUUUUCCAUAAAGGCACCUUCGGUCAAGUCCCAUCGCCUGUCCCAGUUCUUCUCGACGUCACCCAAGUCUUCUAGGGUCGAGCCGCAACCUUCACAGGCGCCACCGCAGUCCACCGGGGUCAACCCGUCCAACGUCACGCCGAUCAGCUCGGCAUCACUGUCCUUACCGACAAUCUCUCUGUCCAGUGCCACGGCUGAUAACCCGAAUAUGGAAGAGAUGCCAACUACGUUGUUCCAGCCCCCGACUCCUGAGGAGGCCCGUCGGCUGGCCAAGCAACAUGCCCAAUUCGGUCCUAUCGGUCAUCCCAGCCACCGGUACUCCAGUCGACACCCUGGCGGUGUCUUCCCGGAGCCGGUGAUGGACGAGCCGCCGUAUUAUUACUUGCUUACAACCUACAUCAGCUACCUAAUUCUAAUUGCGUUCGGACACGUCCGGGAUUUCUUUGGCAAACGCUUCCGCGAGGAGAACUACCGCCACCUCAAGCCCCGCAACGGCUACGGCGCGCUCAACAGUGAUUUUGACAACUUCUACGUCCGUCGUCUCAAGCUCCGCAUUAACGACUGCUUCGAGCGUCCCACCACGGGUGUCCCCGGACGAAAUAUCACUUUGAUCGACCGUGCUACCGAUGAUCACAAUCACCACUUCUACGAGACCGGUACCACUACCGACACAUUAAACCUGAGCUCCUACAAUUACCUCGGUUUCGCUCAGUCUGAAGGCCCUUGCGCCGACCAGGCCGAGGAGGCUGUUCGCAAGUACGGUAUUGCUACUCCCAGCACUCGCGCGGAGGCUGGAACCCAAGAUCUUCAUGUUGAGGUUGAAGAGCUCAUUGCCCGGUUCGUGGGCAAGGAAUCGUCGAUGGUCUUCUCGAUGGGUUUCGGCACCAACGCCAAUGUUUUCCCGGCUCUGGUUGGAAAGGGCGACCUGCUUAUCUCCGAUGAACUUAAUCACGCCUCCAUUCGAUUCGGUGCCCGACUUUCUGGUGCUUCCAUCGCCAUGUUCAAGCACAAUGACAUGAAGGAUCUAGAGCUCAAGCUGCGUGAGGCCAUCUCUCAAGGCCAACCCCGCACCCACCGCCCUGGAAGAAGAUUCUCGUGGUUGUUGAAGGUCUUUACUCUAUGGAAGUUCAACCUGUUCGUGGAUGAGGCUCACUCCAUCGGUGCCAUUGGUCCCAAAGGUCGGGGUGUGUGCGAUUACUUCAGUAUUGACACCGGUGAGGUCGAUGUUCUCAUGGGGACUCUCACCAAGUCAUUUGGUGCCAAUGGUGGUUACAUUGCUGCGGACAAGGCCAUGAUUGACAAGCUCCGAGCUACCAAUUCUGGUAUGCUCUACGGCGAGGCCCCUGCCCCUGCAAUUCUCACGCAAAUUUCCUGCGCCCUUCGGAUUAUCAACGGCGAGCUCGCGCCCGGUCAAGGUGAGGACCGUCUCCAGCGCCUGGCCUUCAACUCCCGGUACCUUCGUCUCGGCUUGAAGCGUCUCGGCUUUAUAGUAUACGGUCAUGAUGAUUCACCAAUUAUUCCUCUUCUUCUUUUCAACCCGGCCAAAAUGCCUGCAUUCUCUCACGAGAUGCUUCGGCGCAAGAUCUCCGUUGUGGUUGUUGGUUAUCCCGCUACGCCUUUGGUUUCAUCUCGCGCACGAUUCUGUGUGUCAGCCGCCCAUACCAAGGAUGACCUCGACCGGGUUCUAGCCGCAUGUGAUGAAAUCGGCAAUGUUCUGCAACUGAAGUUCUCCACCGGUAUUGCUGGCGGCGCUCUGCCUCCUACCGAAGAAAUGGCUCCUCCGCCGGAGAUGGAGAAGGACUGGCACCGAAAGCGCUCCGAAAAUCUCAGCCCACCCCGGUGGCGGCUCGAAGAUGUCAUCCGACGCGGAGUCCAGGAUGUCAAGUCACCUUUGUACUAG